GGCCCCGGAGCAGCCCGGCCCGGGGAGGGACGAGCCCGGCCCGGGAGGAGUGACCCUCAGGCCUCGGUAACGGGAGGGAGCUGCGUCCUGAGCGCCCGCCACAUGCCAGGAGGCGGCCCCGGGAUGGACGACUACAUGGAGACGCUCAAGGACGAGGAGGACGCGCUGUGGGAGAACGUGGAGUGCAACCGGCACAUGCUGAGCCGCUACAUCAACCCGGCCAAGCUCACGCCCUACCUGCGCCAGUGCAAGGUCAUCGACGAGCAGGACGAGGACGAGGUGCUCAACGCGCCCAUGCUGCCCUCCAAGAUCAACCGCGCAGGCCGGCUGCUGGACAUCCUGCACACCAAGGGCCAGCGGGGCUACGUGGUGUUCCUGGAGAGCCUGGAGUUCUACUACCCGGAGCUGUACAAGCUGGUAACCGGCAAGGAGCCCACGCGCAGGUUCUCCACCAUCGUGGCCGGGAGGGGCGGCUGGUGUUACUGGAAGAGGCUCUGUGGGCCCUUCCUGGCCGCCACGGAAGGAGGGAGGGAGGGCGUGGCCCAGGUGGGGCCGCAUCAGGGGACCUGGGAGCGAUGCCUCCUGGGCCCCUGCCAACCCUGCCCCCUGGGCGCCCGGCUGCAGAUCGACCAGCUGAAGCACCGGCUGAACAAGAUGGAGGAGGAGUGCAAGCUGGAGCGGAACCAGUCCCUGAAGCUCAAGAACGACAUCGAGAGCCGGCCCAAGAGGGAGCAGGUGCUGGAGCUGGAGCGCGAGAACGAGAUGCUCAAGACCAAGAUCCAGGAGCUGCAGUCCAUCAUCCAGGUGGGGGCGGGGCACGGGGGCCUGAUGCGGGAAAGCUUCUUUACCGGACCCGCCCCACACAGCCAGGGCCUGAGCCGGGGGGCCUGCUGGUCCUCAAAGACCCAGAGAGACUCACCGUGGCGGUACCUGGAGGAGAAGGAAGACCUGGAGCUGAAGUGCUCGACGCUGGGGAAGGACUGCGAGAUGUACAAGCACCGCAUGAACACAGUGAUGCUGCAGCUGGAGGAGGUGGAGCGGGAGCGGGACCAGGUGCGCCACCUGCAGAGAGCCAAGUCCCCCAUCAGCCUGAAGCGCGCGUCCGACUUUCCAGGGAGGGGACAGGAAGAAGAAGGCAUGGACGUCAGCCCCAGCUCCUCCCGGUCCCUGCCCAUCACCAGCUCCUUCCCCAAGAUGGUGAGCAUGGCGCCUCCUGCCCCCACCUCAGGGCCCUGCUUCCCUCUGCAGGCCUGGCGCCCGCUCCCCUCCGGGCUGCACCCCAGGCCUCUUAUGUGUGUAAAGAUGUUUCUGGGCCUCAGGAUGUGUUUCCACCUCCGGCCUCCGCCUCCCCAUUUAGCUCUUGGAUGGAGGAGGCGCCCCCCCGCCCCCCUCCCCCGGGGCUAUGACAGCCACGAGCGGUGCUCCUUUGGACCCCCCUCCAUCCACUCCUCCUCCUCCUCCCACCAGUCCGAGGGCGUGGACGCCUUCGACCUGGAGCAGGUCAACCUCAUGUUCAGGAAGUUCUCUCUAGAAAGACCCUUCCGGCCGUCGGUCACGUCGGUGGGGCAGGCGCGGGGCCCCGGCCCCGCGGUGCAGCCUGCGGUGCAGCACACCACGACGAGCCGGGAGCCCCGGUACCGGACGCUGCUGAAGGACAUGGAGGAGGGCCUGGUGACCUCGGGGGACUCCUUCUACAUCCGGCUGAACCUGAACAUCUCCGGCCAGCUGGACGCCUGCUCCCUGUCCCUGAGGUGCGACGACGUGGUGCACGUGCGCGACACCAUGUACCAGGACCGGCACGAGUGGCUGUGCGCACGCGUUGACCCGUUCACGGACCACGACCUGGACCUGGGCACCAUCCCCAGCUACAGCCGAGCCCAGCAGCUGCUCCUGGUCAAGCUGCAGCGGCUGAUGCAGCGGGGCAGCCGCGAGGAGGCCGACAGCGCCCACCACACCCUCAGGGCCUUCCGGAACACCCUGCAGCCCGAAGAGCCGCUCUCCACCAGUGACCCCCGGGUCAGCCCCCGCCUCUCGAGAGCCAGUUUCCUCUUCGGCCAGCUGCUCCAGUUCGUCAGCAGGUCGGAGAACAGGUACAAGAGGAUGAACAGCAACGAGCGCGUGCGCAUCGUGCCCGGGAGCCCGCGCGGGGGCCUGGCCCGGCCCUCCAUGGACGCCACCAAGCUCCUGGCCGACAGGCAGGAAGAGCUGGACCCCGAGAGCGAGCUCAGCAAGAACCUCAGCCUGAUCCCCUACAGCCUGGUGCGCGCCGUCCACUGCCAGCGCCGCCGGCCGGUGCUCUUCACGCCCACCAUGCUGGCCAAGGCGCUGGUGCAGAAGCUGCUCAACUCGGGGGGCGCCAUGGAGUUCACCAUGUGCAAGCCAGGUGAGCCCCUGGCCGGAGCCCCUCCCCACCGCCAGCUGGGGAGGAGCCAGUGGGCCGCUGCUGACGCGGGGCUGUGCCUGCAGAACAAGCAUUGCCUGCUGGAGGCCGGGAUCAGCUGCACGCGAGACCUGAUCAAGUCCAGGAUCUACCCCAUCGUGCUCUUCAUCCGGGUGUCGGAGAAGAACAUCAAGAGGUUCAGGAAGAUGCUGUCGGCGCUCACCACGGAGCCCGCCGGGCGCGCUGCACUUCGCUGCUUCUUCGCCUGA
Messenger RNA from Myotis davidii, 2649 nucleotides. It is a transcript of the gene CARD11, whose product is annotated as caspase recruitment domain family member 11. The transcript is spliced from 18 exons. Lineage: Eukaryota; Metazoa; Chordata; Mammalia; Chiroptera; Vespertilionidae. Gene Ontology annotation, biological process: regulation of apoptotic process; positive regulation of canonical NF-kappaB signal transduction. The record is from RefSeq and is a predicted model, not a curated record. The coding region runs from base 103 to 2649 and encodes 848 amino acids.